Rhizopus microsporus ATCC 52813 is the source of this 2069-nucleotide messenger RNA. Its product is annotated as amino acid transporter. Bases 240 to 1727 code for a protein of 495 amino acids. Gene Ontology annotation, cellular component: membrane. Lineage: Eukaryota; Fungi; Mucoromycota; Mucoromycetes; Mucorales; Rhizopodaceae. Gene Ontology annotation, molecular function: L-amino acid transmembrane transporter activity. The transcript has 8 exons. The record is from RefSeq and is a predicted model, not a curated record. Gene Ontology annotation, biological process: amino acid transmembrane transport.
AAGAUAUUACUUACUUUUCUCUCUCUCUUUUUUAUAUAUAUUAAGCUUGAUGUCGUCAACUUCAACUAUUUCAAGCGAUGCAAUAAAUCCAUCAAAUGAGCAUCGUCAACCAAAGCAAAUUGAAAACUUAUCUCCUCUGGCUGUUGGGGAUCAAAAGCUUAGGCGUCAUUUAGGAUACUUUAGUGGAACUAUGAUGAAUGGUAAUUGUUUGCUUUUUUAUGAUCUUGUUUUAAUUCGGAAUGACAGUCGGUCAAAUCAUUGGCACUGGUAUCUUUUCAAACCCUGCCUUUAUUCUACUUCACGCUGGAUCUGGUGGGAUGAUGCUCAUUCUAUGGGUUGUUGGUGCACUCUUUGCUGCAACAGGUGUUUGGAAUUAUCUAGAGCUUGGAACCAUGCUUCCUCGAAGUGGCGGUGAACAAGAAUAUUUAGCAUACGAAUUCCCGAAUCCUAGGAAACUAGUUGCAUUCGUAUUUAUCAUCUUGGUUGGCGUGUUCGGAAGAGGCUCUGGUUUAGCACAGGGCUCUACCGUAUUUGGCAACAAUAUCAUCUUUGCCAUUGGAGGGCCCAGCUAUGUGAACAACUGGGGCGCUCGAGGCUUUGGUGUCUUUUGCUUGACAUUCUGGCUUGUGUUGAACAUUACUUCUGCCAAACUUGCUAUUCGUGCCAAUAACUUCUUUACCGUACUCAAGGUUGCCCUCUUGGUUCUUCUUAUCUGUGUAGGCUUUGCUGGAUUCGCUGGACGACUCCCCAACAGACCAGACUUGGCAGAGAAUUUUUCUUUUCAUGGUACAAGUAAUAAUCCAGGCUCCUAUGCUACAGCCAUAUAUUAUGUUAUUUAUGCUUAUGGAGGAUGGUUUAAUCUCAAUUAUGUCUUGGAUGAACUAAAGGAUCCUAUCAAAACCCUUCCAAAAUGUGCCAUCUCUGCUCUCUCUUUGACAACUGUCUUGUACAUUCUUGCGAAUAUCGCCUAUCUUGCCGUUCUUCCUGCUGCUGUCAUCAAAAGCUCAAAGCUAACAGUUGCUGCAAAUCUGUUCAACACAGCACUUGGAGGUGUCUUUGGUAGCCGGGUCUUGCCCGUCCUUGUUGGAAUGUCAUCAUUUGGCUUUGUCGGCGUUAUCUUUUACUCUGGUUCACGGAUUGUAUUAGAAGCAGCCCGUACAGGCUUUCUUCCGUUUGACAGAUUCUUUAGCAAACUUCAUCCAAAGCUACAGACGCCAAUCCCUGCCUUAGUGCUACUCUAUGUCAUAGCCAUGAUCUUUCUCUUAGCACCACCUCCAGGAACCGUUUUCCAAUUUAUUGUGGCAUUCUCAGGCUAUGGCCAGUACUUCUUUGUUGGUCUAAGUGUCAUUGGUCUUCUCAUCUUACGACGUACACAACCAGACGUUAAGCGUCCUAUCAAGGCGCCCUUCGUUGUUUCAAUUAUCUUUAUCCUCAUGUGCCUUUACACUCUAGUCUUUGUGUUCAUCCCACCUGAUUCUCCACCCUCAGGAUACCCGUACUGGCUUCCUUAUAUCGUUACUAUCAUCCUUGCUUUGUGCUCUGUGGGUCUUUGGUAUUACAAGCUCGUAUAUAAGGAUGCGCUCGCAACGUCAUAUAACGCAGAAAUUCAAAAGGACGGCAAACAAGAGCUGUUUGAAGAUGUUUAUGAGACUUAUGGCAGCUUCAAGACAAAUUCUAGUGAUACCCUUGAUAAAGUAGUUGUUCAUGAAGUACCUCAUAAAUCAUAAAAUGUAUACUAUUAUUACUUAUUUUAUUUCAAAAUAAAAAAUCUCUUAAUAUAUUUACAAUACUAUUGUUUAUAUAAUCGGCAAUUGAGGUCGUGUUGCCAUGGGUGUUGGCUUUCCUGAUAACUUUGCCGUCAACUCAUUAUUGAUCAAUUCUUCCAUACCGUUUUCUUCCCACUGCUUUUGAACCAACUCUAGCUGAUGCUCUAAUUUACUGGCGUCCCAGCUUGCAAACUCUAGUUCAAAUCGACUCUUACGAACUGCAGCCAAAAUCUUGUUUUCUUCAUCAUGCAACUUUCCUUGUUCAAUGUGAUAUCUUUCAAGCUAAAAAAAUCGUAAGAGACA